UUGCAGUUCGCAGGGACUCAGGUCAUGUCCCUAUCUUGUUUCUAUAACCCUCACCAUGGUUCCUUGAUACAUGCCACCGGACAUGCAGAAGUGUGGACGGACUGGAAGAGCACUUCCAAGUUUAGCCAAUAUGGCUGGAGAUGCACCACCAAUGAGGAUGCUUACUCCAACAAAACCCUUAUGGGGAAUUGGAACCAGGAGCGGUAUGAUAUCCGGAAAGUCACACAGCCCAAACCACUUCCUUCCCAGUAUGCUCACUACUUUGAAUCCGUUUAUUCGUCAGAUUACAACAAGGAAAAGCAUCACGGCUCAAGAAGAUUUAAACGAGAACCUCAUUGGUUUCCUGGACACCAACCUGAGCUGGAACCCCCUCCAUUCAAACCAACUGCACGGUCCUGCUACAUGAUAGAUUACGGACCUCCUCAAGGCAGAACUCCCCUCAUUUGUGAAAUGCUGGGGAAAGAACAGGAGGGAACACAGCAGAAGCAAUAGGAGCAGAGAGAGGCUGUUAACCAGAGAUCAGCCAUGUGGUUAGAAUGACUCCAACCUGUCUGCUGCUAAGGGGCCAUCCUUCAAGUCGUAAAACAUUUCUUAUAUUAAAAUACAGGGCAUCAGAGUGACAAGUAAAUGCUUCCUGAGGCUUAUGCCCUAUUGUUUGUUGUUCCAUAUAUUAUUUCUGCCUUCUGACAUUUUAACUUUUACCUUGUACAGAGGAUUCUGACAUUUCCUUUUGCUGACUGAGUGUGGCUUCACGUGGCAUGUACCAAGACAAAUAGACCCAAGAGUGUUUUAAAGAUGUAACCAAGUUUCAUCAGCAAGUGGCUGCUUAAGUGUGACCAGAUAUUUUUCCAUAAAAUCUGCUUAAUUUAA
Gopherus flavomarginatus (Mexican gopher tortoise) is the source of this 870-nucleotide messenger RNA. RefSeq names its product cilia and flagella associated protein 68 (gene CFAP68). The record is from RefSeq and is a predicted model, not a curated record. Gene Ontology annotation, cellular component: nucleus. The transcript has 4 exons. Bases 25 to 492 code for a protein of 155 amino acids. NCBI's taxonomy places the organism in Eukaryota, Metazoa, Chordata, Testudines, Testudinidae.